CCCCUGCUUGCGCGUGGUCCCGCCCCCUCAGGCCGCGGUCGCGAUUACGCUCUCUGUGGCCUGCAGUAAGCGGGCCGCUGCCGGCCGAAGACGCAGCGCUGAUCGGGACCGGAGGAGCUCUAGGCCAAAGGGGUGAGCCAGGCAGGAUCCCGGGACCCUUCACCGCUUAAAGCCGGCGAGAGGAAAUGAAACAGGAGGGCACCGGCGGGGAAGGGAGGGAACUAGCGGAAGGUGUCAUGGCGGCCGCGCUCUGGGGUCACGUGCCCCGCAGGCCCGCCUUGGCACUUCCGGUCACGUGCCUUCAGAGUUCUCGCAGCCAGCGAUGGAGGCGAGACCCCCCGGUAACAGAGGCGGUGGCGACGGCGGCGGCUGCUGGGUUUCAGCCUCUUCCCGGCAGCGUCUCUAAGAAGCGCAGCGGAGCUCGACUCGACCCAGCUCAGUAACUUACUCCUUGCCCAAGGCCGUAGCUCCCACCUGCACCUUCUAGCCAUCAUGGCAACUUCAUCUGAAGAAGUUUUGCUGAUUGUAAAGAAGGUGCGACAAAAGAAGCAGGAUGGAGCUCUGUACCUCAUGGCAGAAAGAAUUGCUUGGGCACCUGAAGGCAAAGAUAGAUUUACCAUCAGCCAUAUGUAUGCAGAUAUUAAAUGCCAGAAAAUCAGUCCAGAAGGAAAAGCUAAAAUUCAACUUCAGCUGGUCCUGCAUGCAGGGGACACAACUAACUUCCAUUUUUCCAAUGAAAGCACAGCAGUGAAAGAGCGAGAUGCAGUGAAAGACCUUCUUCAGCAGUUGCUGCCCAAAUUCAAGAGGAAAGCAAAUAAAGAACUGGAAGAGAAAAACAGAAUGCUGCAAGAAGACCCUGUUUUGUUUCAGCUUUAUAAAGACCUUGUUGUGAGUCAAGUGAUCAGUGCUGAGGAAUUCUGGGCCAAUCGUUUAAAUGUGAAUGCAACAGAGAGUUCUUCCACAUCUAAUCAUAAGCAGGAUGUUGGCAUUUCUGCAGCAUUUCUGGCUGAUGUCCGACCCCAAACAGAUGGAUGUAAUGGUCUGAGAUACAAUUUAACAACUGAUAUCAUUGAGUCCAUAUUUAGGACCUAUCCAGCAGUAAAAAUGAAAUAUGCAGAAAACGUUCCCCACAACAUGACAGAAAAGGAAUUCUGGACACGUUUCUUUCAGUCCCAUUAUUUUCACAGGGACCGGCUGAAUACUGGGUCAAAGGACCUCUUUGCAGAAUGUGCCAAAAUAGAUGAAAAAGGGUUAAAAACAAUGGUUUCAUUAGGAGUGAAAAACCCACUACUUGAUUUGACAGCUUUGGAAGAUAAACCAUUAGAUGAGGGCUAUGGCAUUUCCUCUGUGCCAUCUACUUCUAAUUCUAAAUCCAUAAGAGAGAAUAGUAAUGCUGCCAUCAUCAAGAGAUUUAACCAUCACAGUGCCAUGGUCCUGGCAGCAGGUCUCAGGAAACAAGAAGCACAAAAGGAGCAAAAUGGCGAGCCCAGCAACAUUGAUGGAAAUUCUGGAGAUGUAGAUUGCUUUCAGCCAGCAGUAAAAAGGGCGAAGUUACAAGAGUCCAUUGAAUAUGAAGACUUGGGAAAAAAUAAUUCCAUAAAAACAAUUGCACUAAACCUCAAGAAGUCAGAUAGGUAUUAUCAUGGUCCAACUCCAAUCCAGUCACUACAGUAUGCAACAAGUCAGGACAUUAUUAAUUCUUUUCAAAGUAUUAGACAAGAAAUGGAAGCUUAUACACCCAAAUUAACUCAGGUUCUCUCAAGCAGUGCUGCCAGUAGUACCAUCACAGCACUGUCACCUGGAGGAGCACUGAUGCAGGGAGGGACACAGCAAGCCAUAAACCAGAUGGUGCCAAAUGAUAUUCAGUCUGAAUUGAAACACCUGUAUGUGGCUGUUGGGGAACUUCUACGGCACUUCUGGUCCUGCUUUCCUGUUAAUACGCCAUUCCUAGAAGAAAAGGUAGUGAAAAUGAAAAGUAAUUUGGAACGAUUCCAAGUUACAAAACUCUGCCCAUUCCAAGAAAAAAUUCGGAGACAGUAUUUAAGCACAAAUCAUCAGGUCUUAGUUGCAGCACGCGGGAUCUUCGUUGAGGCAUGCAGGAUCUUUCGUUGCGGCGCCGCGGGCUCUUCCUUGCGGUGCACGGGAUUCUCUCUAGUUGUGUUGGUAAGUCACAUAGAGGAGAUGCUCCAGACAGCUUACAACAAGCUCCACACGUGGCAGUCACGGCGUCUGAUGAAGAAAACGUGAAGUGUCCGUGGCUCUCACAGGUUCUUUGAGACUGAGAGAACUGUGACCUGCAGUGACUCUGGAAACCUGGCCUGUCAGACAUGCAGGUGAUCACACAGAAGUGACAAGAAAUAUCUGUACCAUGCCGACUCUUGGAGCUGAUGCUAUUGUACUUGCACAUUAAGAGCUGAAAAGAAGGGAACUAUGAUUAAAAGCUAGGGAGGUAAAUUAAGGCAGAACCAAAAUGAGCUAAGUUGCAAAUAUAUAUAUAUAUAUAUAUAUAUAUAUAUAUAUAUAUAUAUAUAUAUUUUAAAAAGACACUGUUUACAGCAGUUACUCAGGAACUGCUUUUGAUUCACAUUAAGCUGCUUUCAGGAAUCUAAAAAAAAAAAAAAACUUUUUAAAAGGGUGCAUUGAUAAAAUCUGAGGAUUUUUGGUUUUGUUUUGUUAUUGUAUAAAUUUUUUUUCCUAAGUUUAUGGCACAGGGUACACCUUAAGUAUUUCUCCUCCAUCUUCCACUUGUAUCCUUAAGUUUUGCUGAAUUCUAGUUGUACCUUACAUCAGCAAGUUAAAGAGAGUACUUUAAAAUAAAGCAGAGGGAGACUGUUGCUCAGCCAUCCAGAAACAGUUGUAGUCAGAAGACAUCAUUGGUCCUGUGUUUCCUACGGAAAUAAGAAACAAUAAAUAUUGCACUGAAUGUUUGUGGUUUGGAGUCCCUAAAUGAUAAAGAGGGGACAUAUUUGCAGAAAGUCGUGUGGGGUUUUUAUGCAGAAUUUUGUCAGAGGACAAUGCGCUGCAUGUUUUUCUUUGAGUGCAAAUGUACAUUGCUAAGAUUUUUUUUUAAGAUGGCAUGUGCUUUGAAAAGAAAUUGCAUUUUUAAGAGUUUAAAAAUCUUAUGAGUGAGAGAUAUAAGAAAUCUUACUUAUUUUCACCUCUUUAGAAAAAAUAAAAGAUGUUUCUCAUAUCUCUUUUUCUCCAGUA
This is a messenger RNA of Balaenoptera ricei (Rice's whale), 3207 nucleotides long. RefSeq names its product general transcription factor IIH subunit 1 (gene GTF2H1). Gene Ontology annotation, cellular component: transcription factor TFIIH core complex; transcription factor TFIIH holo complex. Bases 493 to 2247 code for a protein of 584 amino acids. The transcript has 16 exons. Gene Ontology annotation, biological process: transcription by RNA polymerase II; transcription by RNA polymerase I; nucleotide-excision repair. NCBI's taxonomy places the organism in Eukaryota, Metazoa, Chordata, Mammalia, Artiodactyla, Balaenopteridae. The record is from RefSeq and is a predicted model, not a curated record.